Molecule: messenger RNA, 7403 nt
Organism: Hemicordylus capensis (graceful crag lizard)
Lineage: Eukaryota; Metazoa; Chordata; Lepidosauria; Squamata; Cordylidae
Gene: ZNF132
Product: zinc finger protein 132
Exons: 6
Coding region: 1274-3559 (761 amino acids)
Biological process (GO): regulation of immune system process; negative regulation of transcription by RNA polymerase II; regulation of cytokine production
Molecular function (GO): RNA polymerase II cis-regulatory region sequence-specific DNA binding; DNA-binding transcription factor activity, RNA polymerase II-specific
Source: RefSeq, a predicted model, not a curated record
UGCUGCUUUUGAAGAGAGGAGGCCGCUGUCUUUGCUGCUUCUUUCUGCCGGCUGUAUCCGGACAGAGUUGAGCUUCCUGGGUCAGAAGGGCGAGGGGGCUUCUGCUGAAUCCAUAGUGACCUGGGCUCGCCCCCACCCUGGCUCUUGCCGCUUGCCCCCCCGAGGGGACGCCCCUGCAGCCCAGGUGCCCGACCAAGCACGGGACCCAGCUCCGGCUGGAAGCAGCAGCAGCUACUCUACCCCGCCCUGGGGGAGGAGGAGCAGGAGGAGGAGGAGGUGGCAACCCCGGGCUCGCUUUCCAUUAACCCCUUAACAGCUGGAAACUCCAGGGCUGAAAGAGAAGGGUAAAUAAGAGGAAGCCCCCCCGCCCCGUCUCUGGAGGGAGAGGGACCCACAGGAGGGAGGGCGAACCGAGGCUGCAUCUUCCUGCAUGCUUCCUUGAGAGCAAGCCCCGUUGAAUUCAGUGGGUCUUCCUUAGAACCAUAAGAAGAGCUCUGCUGGAUCAGAUCAAAGUUCCGUUUAGUCCAGCAUCCUGUUCUUGCCAUCGUGGCCACCUAGAUGCCUCCAGGAAGCCACAAGCAGGGCAUGCUGGUAACAGCCCUUCUCAUCUAUUUUCCUGCAGCAACUAGAAUUGCUGCAUAUUGCCUCUGUACAUGGAGGUUCUGUGUAACUGUCAUUGCCAAUAGCUAUUGAUAGAUGUGUCUAUUUUCUUUUGAAACCAUGUAAACUAGUGGUCAUCACCACAUCUUGUGGCAGCGAACCCCAUAAAUUAAUUAUGCAUUGUGUGGAGAAGUAUUUUCUUAUGUCUGCCCUGAAUCUUUUGCCCAUCAAACUUACUGGGUGUCCAUGCAUGGAAUACAGUAAAAGCCAGGGACAAAUUAGACCUAGCAUGUGAAAGUUCCUGAUUGGAUUUCCUGAUGCAAAAGCAGCUUGUGGGCAAUUUGGGCUGGGAUUGUGCAGGAAGGACAUAACUCUUUGGCCUCACACUGAUUCUGUGACAUAAACUGCCAUCACCCCUGAAGCUGCUCUUAUUCAUGGAGGAAUAUAUCUGUGGCAAUUUUGCCUUUCCAUAACAACUUCAGGUUGUGUGUACGUGUGAUUUCGAUCAGGGCCACAGUGUGGGAGGAAACUCUGCACUGCAGGUCCGGUCCCACUGCUGCUUAGAAGAAGAAGAAGAAGAAGACACUCUUCCAGUAAUGGACCUCACACAUCGUGUCUAGGGGUUGGCAACCCUUCCGGAAGCACCUCUGCAUAUCUCCUGGAGACUGACAUCAUGCAGGAGAACUACGAGAACGUGAUCUCACUGGGCUCCAGGCAUUCACAAAAACAAAGACAAACAAGACCAGCAGAGGAGAUUGCAAUCAGCUGGCCCCGGAUAACUGCCUUUGCUGAGUCCCACAGAAGAAGAGGACUAGUGUCUGACAUGGAGUCCGAACAGAGCCAAGCGGAACAGGCUCAGGUGCAGGACGCGGCAGCACCUGGCCCAAGUGAAGGUGGGAUGAAUGCUGACCUCCGGCGGCAGCUGGGCCUCAUCCUGCAGACUGCUGGUAGGAGCCAGGUGGAGAAGAUGCUGAGGGAGCUGGUGAAGGAGCAGAGCCAGGAGGGCAAGCGCAAAGUUCGGAAGAAGGUGCCCAAGAGCUCCAAGGAAGAAGCUGCCGAGGGGUACGAAGAGGAACUCCAUCCAGAGGAGGACAGCUCAGAGAAGGCGGAGCCACCAGGCUCCCCAACAGGGAGGUCUGAAGGCCCAGAUGAGGGGGAAGCCAGCGGGAGUCAGUGUCAGCUGGACUCAGAGGAGCACCAGUUGCCGCAAGCACCAGCAAUACCUCAACGGAAGGGGAAAAUCUCUAAGAAGUUCAAAGACCGGCCCGCAGCCUCGGCCACAGCAGAAAGGCCAGGCGUGUGCACUGAGUGUGGGAAGAAGAACUUGAGUGGGGGCGGGCGAGGCCACAGCAUUCCCACAGCAGAAAGACCACACCAAUGCGCCGAGUGUGGACGUUGCUUCCGGCAGCGCUCCAUCCUGGCCAAACACCAAAAGAUCCACACCGGCGAGAAGCCUUAUCCCUGCAUGGCCUGCGGCAAGCGGUUCAACCGCAGCUCCAACCUGGCGCAACACCAGCGUGUGCAUACGGGCGAGCGCCCGUUCCCCUGUGCCGCUUGUGGCAAGGCCUUCACCCAGAAGUCUGACCUGGAGCGGCAUCAGCGCGUGCACACCGGCGAGCGCCCCUACGCCUGCCACGACUGCGGCAAGAGCUUCUCCGUCAGCUCCCACCUCGACCGGCACAAACGCACCCACCAGCACAGCCACCAGGAGGAGCCCCCUUCUGCCACCCCGGCCCCAGCCGCCCACCGCUGCCCGGAUUGUGGGAAGUGUUUUGUGCAGCGCUCGGCUCUCUCGAAGCACCGCAAGACUCACUCCGGAGAGCGCCCUUACCCAUGCAAUGCCUGUGGCAAGCGCUUCAGCCGCAGCUCCAACCUGGCGCAGCACCAGCGCAUCCACACCGGGGAGCGCCCGUUCCCCUGCCGUGACUGCGGCAAGCGGUUCAUCCAGCGUUCCGACCUGGAGCGGCACCAGCGGGUACACACCGGAGAGCGUCCUUACACCUGCGCUCAGUGCGGCCGGGGCUUCUCCGUGAGCUCCCACCUCGACCGGCACCAGCGAGUCCACCAAGCGCAGGCGGCGGCGGCAGCUGCACACCGUUGCCCCGAACAUGUGAAGGGCUUCCUUCUCAGCACGGGGGGCAAGCAGCUUCUCAAGCACCAACUGUACAGCGGCAAGGGACGUCUCACGCGCAGCGGCCACUGCUUGGACUGCGGCAAGAGUCUGGGCAAAAUCCUGCCGCAGCCACCCGCCCCGCCGGUCGAGAAGCCCUUCAAGUGUGAGGAUUGUGGGAAAGCUUUUGCCCAGCGCUCGGCUCUGGUGAAGCACCAGCGCAUCCACACGGGGGAAAAGCCUUUCUCCUGCGCGGACUGCGGCAAGGCCUUCAUCCAGAAGUCCGACCUGACCAUCCACCAGCGCAUGCACACGGGCGAGAAGCCGUACCGCUGCGACGCCUGCGGCAAGUGCUUCAGCGUCAGCUCCAACCUGCUCACCCACCAGCGGACCCACCUGGGCGAGAAGCCCUACGCCUGCGGGGACUGUGGCAAGGCCUUCAUCCAGCGCUCAGAGCUCACCAUCCACCAGCGCACCCACACUGGGGAGAAGCCCUACAAGUGCAGCAUCUGCGGCAAAUGCUUCAGCCGCAGCUCCCACCUCAACCGCCACCAGCGCACCCACAGCAAUGACAAAGCCUCUGCCGGCACUGGGGCAGCCCCCGCCACGUUGCUUGCAGCUGGCACUGCCAAGCCUGCCCCUCCUCUGCCCGCCUCUGCUUUCUCGACUUCCUUCCCGUCCCCGAGCCCUCUUCCUGCCUUGCCUUCCUUCCCUUCCUCCCCAUCACCCCUCCCUAUCCCAGCUUUGGACCUGCCCUGGCCUCUUUCUUUUCCAUCCCGUGGCUUUUCCCAUCUAUCUUUCCCUUCUCCAGCCCCUAGUGGGGCCCAGACUUCAUCUCUCAUGAACUAGCCCCUUCCCUUUCGAUUUGCUCUCCCCAUUGCCUCCUGGUGUUGUCCUGUCUAAUCUAACUCGCCUCCCUAAUUCUUUCCAGCCUUCCCCUUUUUAGCCUGCUUCCUUAUUGAAGGAGCCCCAUUUUGCCCCAUACCACAUGUUCUCCAUUAUGAUUACUUUGGCCAUACAGGCUGAAGCCUGGAUUACUAUGAUCCGUCCACGUGGUGAAUGCCACUCAUCACAGGCCACCCCAUUGGUGGUUGGUUACUUGCAUGGGAUGAAAUGCCACUAGUACCAGGGAAGACUCUGGUAGUGAUGAGACUGCACUGUGUGAAUGAGCUCUUCCUGUACUGAGCUGGAGAGUCAAAUUACACCAUCAACAGCCUUUGCUUUUACAUGCAGGAAAGCUUUUCUAACGGUGGUGGUGGUGGUGGGGAAGCAUGCGAAUAUCUAGUCUCCUCUCUGACCUCACCCACAAUCUGAAAUGGUGAAGCCCAACAAAAGCCAAACCACCUGAUUGCUCUGGCCAUGUGUUUUGGCCGCUGAGGUUGUGACAGUUGCUCAAUGGAACUAUUGUGUGUGUGUGUGUUUCUGUUAAUGAGGAACAGUGAGACAGUCUGCUCAAAUGCUGCAUUUUUGGGGCUGCCAACAGAGUGAUAAGAUGCCCCCUGCUGCCUCCCCUGCCUCUCUCUGCUGUCCACCACCCACCAAAGUUGGAGCAGCUCUUCGCUGAGCGGUGGCUUAGCUGCUGCUCAGCAAACAACCGCUCUGAGAUGGUUGGUCUUCUGCUGCCGCCACCUCCUCCUCCUCGCCUGACAUACACACACUUACCUCCAUUGCACCAGGAUAAUAACAAAGCUGUGUUAUUUUGUAUUAUCCUGUUACAACUGUGUGAACAAAAGGGGUGGAAAUCCAAAAAAUGCACUCUUGCACUCUUACCUCCCUUGCACCAGGAUAAUAACAAAAAGGGGGAAGGAAGCGGAAGAGGUAAUAAUGAAAGAGCAGUAGAAUACUCCAAGACCCUCUUCCUUCACCUUCUCGUUACUAGUCUGGGGUGAGAAGAGUAGGAGGUGAGGAGGAAGAGAUGGAAAAGGUGGUGGUGGAGCAGGGUCCACACCUGUUUAGGAAACUGGCAAUAACUCUUGCCUAGAGACCUGAAGGCCUGGAAAAAUUAAGGGAAAAGUGGGGUUAAGUAAUGUGUUUCCCCAAAGCCUCCAGACAUUUUGGUGAAAAAAGGGAAACAGUUGUCCUCCUUCCAACUGCACCGCCCCCCCCCCCCGCCCUGGCCUUCACAUCUCUACACUUUCCACUGCAAACAAAAAAAGAAGCAUUAACAAGGGGUGGGGGGCAGCAUUUGGUUCCCUGUUUCAGACACACUGAGGUCUUGGAUCACCACUGGGAAUGAUGGACUCCACUGACUACAUCCCACUGCACAAUUUAUUUUGAUUCUCUUGCUCACAAGAUCACCUAUCACAGAAGUGUUGUCCCUUAAUCUUUUGUUCACACAAUGCUGAAAGAGUGAGAAAAUGAAAGGGGGAUCUCAUUCUGCUCUUCUAAACUGUGCCCCCCUUUGGACAUAAUGGCAAACGUGGCUCCAAUGUACCCACAGUUUGUCUCCAUCCACCCUCCCCCGUUCACUCGCAGAUGAUCACAAUUCCAGUCUGGGAGCUAGCAACAGGGUCGGGACUGGCUGUGCAGGCUUCCUGGAAGGACAGCCCGCGCCAGCCAAUAGCAUUGCAGCCCACGAGAGGAGCUUCCUCCCUUAACUCUGGUUGGGAGUUCAGUCCCAGAAGGGAUGACACAAGGGUGGCAAUGGAAACUUGGUUGGGUGAGUGAAACUCACUACAGACCAAAGAUUCAUUCCUAGGUUUGGGGGUGAAAUCAGAACUGCGGUUGGGUCCUGAAACCACGGUUCCAAUCAUACGAACAACAUCAGGGACGAACCUGAGGUGAGUUCACCUCAGGUAAGGUUCCCUAUGGAGUGGUGAUCCUAACUGAUAUGUUGGUGAAUGUGUUCCUGACUAAUCUAGUUAAAAUGGGACUGAGUAGAAAGUUGUGAGAUGGGAGGUCCCAUGACCAUAUACUUAUAGAGUGGAAGGAAUCUCGCCACAACUGUGUGAACAAAAAGGGUGGGGAUCCAAAAUAUCUUGGGAGACAACCAGUGUGUAUUGAAAUUACACCUUGAAGCCUAAAACAGUGGUGCUAACUGACGUCAGUGUUUAUAUAAGGGAGACUGUUCUUUAUUCCAGAUUAAUUAAUCAUUCUGGAACAAAGGGUGAGGAUUUAUCAAACUGCCCCCAUAAAUGCAUAUGGGGCAUUUCCUUUCCAUCCUGAGGAUCAGGUGCGUGCUUUCUUCUUUCCCAAUCAUUUUCUUUCCCUGUCCACAAGAUAGUCUGUCUUUUCCCUCCCCUUCAUUCUGCUACCUCUAGCUUUUCAUCUGACUUCCCUUCUAAUCAUUCAGCCUGAUCCCAGGCAUGUUUGCAUGGAAGUAAUUCCCUGUAAGUUGAAUGGGUCUUACUGCCAUAUAAGUGUACCUUGGAUAUCAGUUUCAGGUCCUUAUGUUGAGUCAUCUCCACUCUUGACAUUUCCACACCAACUGCUUCCAGGACGUCUUUUGUGAGGACAUAUCUGCAAAGGUUUACAUUGAUUUGGUAGUUAUUCCCUCUGCCCAGGAAAUCCUAGGAAGACCUGGUCUGCUCAUGUGGAAGAAUGAGGUAGGAAUGAAAUGGCAGAAUUCUGAGGCAGGAGACUGAACUAUACCAUUUUAGACUGUAGGUAUGGGAAUCCCAUUUUUUAAAUGCUCCUCUAACAAAUAGCUCCCUGCAAUUAAAAAACAAGCACAGAAGGAGAAGGGCUGAGCUACAAACCUCCUCCCUGAUGUUCUCGCUUAUUAGCUUGCAGGGUGUGGUUUUACGUGAGAGAGCAUUCCAAAAUGGCAUCUCCCACUUGCGGUCUAAAAUGGCACCGUCCACUCUGCUGCCUGAUUCCCAGCACAUACUGCUGCAUGUGGAGAUAAUGAUCAGGCCAAAUUCUGAUUCCCGGAGGGCAUUAGAGAUUUAACCAAGAAUUCUCAGCACUUUUCAACAAACAAUUUCCUUGAUACUUUGAGGGAAACGAUGACUGUUAAACUGGUAUCAGACCACAAGAAGUGUGUAAUGUAGACAUGCUCUUACUAGUGUUUCCAGAUUCCAGCUGGACCUUCCCUCUUAGCAUUGUGACGACUUGCUUUUGACCUUGGUACUGCUGAGCAAGGCACCUUCUCCCAUCCAGCCUUUCCCAGCAAACUGCCAUCACCUUGGUGCUGUAUAUAUUAGAAUGCACUUAUAGAAAGGAACCAUGAGAGGUGCUGCUUUGCAGAGCUUCAGCAUUUCAUACUUGAAGAAAUGGGAAAGACAGACUGAAUUUCAUUGGCUACUGAAUGAGAACAGAGCCCACGGCCCAGCCUCCUCUGGUCUCUGCAGCAAGGAACGUGUGCCUUGUCGCCAAAGGGCUGUGCCAUCUCUGUCCUGAAGAGCUCACAGCCUUUAGCUUGGAGAUGUCUGUGUUUUGGGCAAAGUUGUAUGUAUCCUGCUGAGACCUCCCGUGGGAAAAGGCUCUCAAGUUCUCCAGGUUCAAAAUGUUCAUUAUCAACCAUCAGAGUUGUGAAUUUCAACAAACCAAAUUUCUGAUGAACUGUUUCACACCUACAGUACGCACAUUGCUGCCUUUUUAAUUGUUGUUGUUGUUGUCGUCAUUGUCAGGUUUUUUGUACUAAGUGUAAAGUUGGCCAAUUUUUUUAUUAUUAUUAAUGCUGAUGGAAUUUUUCUUGGGGUGGAAUUUCUAAACUGUGAAGAAAAUAAAUGAGGAAGAAUGUUGGAAAGUC